This is a messenger RNA of Phytophthora nicotianae INRA-310, 219 nucleotides long. RefSeq lists its product as hypothetical. The record is from RefSeq and is a predicted model, not a curated record. Bases 1 to 219 code for a protein of 72 amino acids. Lineage: Eukaryota; Oomycota; Peronosporomycetes; Peronosporales; Peronosporaceae. The transcript has 2 exons.
AUGAACGUCGUGUCCGAUUCAGCCUUUCCUUGCUCUACGGAGCUGACAGGUCGUAUUUUGACACCGCUCAAGGACGGCGAUAUAGAUCAGUGGGACAUGGGAAGCAUGCAGCAGCCGCCUCAAUCUCCCGCUCCAUACAACCCUGAGCUCCGCGGUCUGCGUAUCGACAAUAUCUUUCGCAUGUCCAAUUACCGCGUGCGCACCGUCGUGAUAUCGUAG